This is a messenger RNA of Cygnus atratus (black swan), 2936 nucleotides long. RefSeq names its product BMX non-receptor tyrosine kinase (gene BMX). The record is from RefSeq and is a predicted model, not a curated record. The coding region runs from base 1 to 1893 and encodes 630 amino acids. Gene Ontology annotation, molecular function: protein binding; non-membrane spanning protein tyrosine kinase activity; ATP binding. The transcript has 17 exons. Gene Ontology annotation, biological process: B cell receptor signaling pathway; peptidyl-tyrosine autophosphorylation; adaptive immune response. Lineage: Eukaryota; Metazoa; Chordata; Aves; Anseriformes; Anatidae.
AUGGAGAAUAAAACAAUUCUAGAAGAACUUCUUCUAAAGAAGUCACAACAGAAGAAAAAAAUAUCACCAGUUAAUUACAAGAAAAGGUUGUUCGUUCUGACAAAAGCAAGCCUUUCGUAUUAUGAAUAUGGCAAAGAGAAAAGAGGAAGAAAAAAGGGGUCUAUUGAGAUUGAGAAAAUCCGAUGUGUUGAGACAGUGAAUCUUGAAGAAUUAACGCCUGUUGCAAGACAAUAUCCUUUUCAGAUUGUGUACAAGGGUGGCCUACUUUAUGUCUAUGCAGCUAAUGAAGAGAGACGGAAGCAGUGGCUUGCAGCUUUGCAUAAAGAAAUUAAAGACAAUAAUGAUUUACUAAGCAAGUAUCAUAGAAGAUUCUUCACCAAUGGGAGGUUUCUCUGUUGCAACCAGACUUGUAAAGCGGCCCCUGGAUGUACAGUUUGGGAGAAAUAUGUGACUCUAUGUUGCACAACCUGGUCUGUGAAACCACUGCCUCCAGUUCCUCAAACACUGUUGAGACGUAGAAGCCUGCCUCAGGUACUAUCACCAAGCAAGUCAGUCCUGAAUAUGGCUGUGGCCCAAUGCAACUAUGAACCCUUAGGAGAUUCAGCUAUCCGGCUUGUCAAAUGCAAUAAAUACCACGUAUUGCAAGAGGAAGAUUUUGCCUGGUGGAAAGUGAGAGAUUUGGAAGGGGAAAACUCAAGUGUCAAUGAGCACACAUCAUCAGAAGAGCAGAGUAUUGCACAGCACAAUUGGUAUGCUGGUGGUAUCUCCCGUGCCCAGUCUGAGCAGCUGCUCCGUCAGAAGGGAAAAGAAGGUGCUUUUAUGGUGCGGAAAUCUUCUAGCCAGGCAGGAACAUUUACUGUGUCUGUAUUCAGCAAAUUUCAUGAAAGUAAAAAAGGAACAGUCAAACAUUACCAUGUGCACAAAACCCCUCAGAACAAGUAUUACCUUGCUGAAAAUUACUGUUUUGAAUCAAUUCCCAAACUUAUACACUAUCACCAGCACAACUCAGCAGGUAUGGUGACAAGGCUCCGGCAUGCAGUAUCUAUGCAAGUAAAUAAAGUCCCAGACACAGCUUCACUGGGAAAUGGAAUAUGGGAGCUGAAGCGAGAAGAAAUUGUCCUGUUGAGAGAGCUAGGAAGUGGUCAGUUUGGAGAGGUGCAUCUGGGAAAGUGGAAGGGACGAUAUGAUGUGGCUGUAAAGAUGGUUAAAGAGGGAACAAUGUCAGAAGAUGAAUUCACAGAAGAAGCUCAGACCAUGAUGAAACUUAAUCAUCCCAAACUUGUUAGACUGUACGGUGUAUGCUCAAAACUGUAUCCCAUCUAUAUAGUGAUGGAAUAUAUGUCAAACGGCAGUUUGCUUAGCUACUUACAGAGUCAUGGGAAGGAGCUGCAACCCCUUCAGCUUCUGGAAAUAUGUUAUGACGUUUGUGAUGCUAUGGCGUUUCUGGAGAGCUGCCAGUUCAUACACAGAGACUUGGCUGCUAGAAACUGUUUGGUUGACAGCAAUCUUACUGUGAAAGUAUCUGACUUUGGAAUGACAAGGUAUGUUCUGGAUGAUCUGUAUGUAAGCUCACUAGGAACCAAGUUUCCAGUGAAGUGGUCAGCACCAGAAGUUUUUCAUUACACCAAAUUUAGCAGCAAGUCAGAUGUAUGGGCCUUCGGUAUCUUAAUGUGGGAGGUGUUCACUUUGGGAAAGCAGCCAUACGAGCUGUAUGAUAACAUGCAGGUGAUUGAGAAAGUUUCUCAGGGAUACAGACUUUAUAGACCACAACUGGUUUCAGACAUCACCUACCAGAUAAUGUACAACUGCUGGCAUGAGCUACCAGAAAAGCGUCCUGCCUUUUUUCAGCUUCUAUCGUUUUUCGAGGCACUGAGAGAAGACAGCAGGGCUUGAAAAAGAAGAUUCAUAGACUGAUGACUGUGCAUACUGGUUCCAUAUCACCUGUCUUCUGUGAGAGAAUUAAAUAUGAACUCUUCCUGACAUUAACCACCUCUAUUAUUCUGUAUAUUAGUCUUUUUCUGACUUAAUCAGAGACCUGACCAAGAAGUGUAUGGAGAAAGCUUUUAUGAUAUGCUGCAGGUGAUAGAAUCUGGAAGGAUGCUGUGGAAGAAUAUAAUUCAUUCUGUUAGCAUUGUCUCAAAGGACUUCACAGACACUGAGGCAUACAGCAACUGUGUAUACACCUUCCUUGCUUCCAAGCUGUCAUUGUUUGGCCUUAACUGGAAAUGUAAAUAGGGAAAUUCAUGCUUGUUAGGUUUUCUGAUUAUCAUAACUCAUCUGAAUGUAUUUUUUUCUUUGUAAUCCCUUGAAGCUGACGCCUGAGGUCAAAUUUAGAACUGCUGCAAGUAACAGUAACAUAAGAAGUUAUAGCCUCACUUUCAAUUACUUAGAAAUUUCUAUUGGUAAAAUAUUUUAUCAGUUUGUUUACUAGUAGUAUUGAUCUUAAUUUUGGCCCUCAGGGUAUGUGUUUGAUUUGGAAUUUAUUCUAAACUACGUAUCUAAGAUAUUUGCAGCUUAGCUACAUACGAGGAGUUUUUUGGAGUGUUAUUGCUUCCUGCUGCACUUAGAAAAUGGAAAAAAAAAUUUUUUUUUGCAGAAUUUUGUAGUCAUUACAAUAGUAGGUGGUAAGUUACGCUGAUCUCUAUAAAACCUGAAGAGCCAAAAUUUUAGAAGAACUGAAAAUGUUAUUAAUAUGAUUGCUUAGCCAGAUAUUUUACUAGUGAUGAGAUGAAAUGUGGUUCCUAAUGUUAACACUGAGUUCUUAAAUAAGAACACCCAACUUUCAAAUGCUCAUAGCACUAUGCUAAUUAACACUAACUUCAUUCUGUCUAGAGAUACCAAAUACAUCUGAAGUUACUUAACCAUAACAGAGUAGUCUAAACUUAGACACUGACAUUUGUAAAAUGCUGAUCUAAUGUAUAUAAAAAGAAGGGUUA